AUGAGUUCUGAAUUUAGCUAAUUCUGCUAAUAAGUAAGCAGCCAACUUAGUGGUUUGGCUACACUUUUCCAAAAGUUUGGCAAGUCUGGAGCUGCUGACGCUAAGCCUGCAGUUUCUAAUAACAAGUCCACCGAUGAUAAGAAAAAGAAAAAGAAGGAAAAGAAGGACCCAAACGCCCCCAAAAAGCCAAUGUCUGCCUAUCUCAUAUUCUGCUAAACUAGAUAACCAGAAAUUAAGGCUAAAAACCCUGACCUUUCUUUCUCUGAAAUUUCUAAGGUUGUAGGUUAAGAAUGGAGAGACUUGAGUUAAGAUAAAAAGCAAGGUUACAUAAAAAAAGAAGAGUAACUCAAAAAAGAGUAUAAUUCUAAGCUUGCUGAGUUCAAUAAAAAAAAUAAUGGUUCAACUUAAUCAUCAUCUACUGCUCCUUCUACUUCAUAAAGUGAAGAAUAAAAGAAAAGCAAGGCCAAGAAGAAAUAAGAAAAGAAGGCUAAAGAAGCAAAGGCCAAAGCAGCUUCUGCUGUUGUUUAAAAACCAAGUAAAGCUGAUUCUGAUGAAAGUGACGAUGAUUCAUCUGAAGAAGUAAAACCAGUAGCUAAAGCCAAGGUUGCUACCUCUACUACUGAAAGCUCUAAAGCUUCAAAGGAUAAGAAGGUAGCCGUAUCUAAGAAAGCUGAAGAAGAACAAGAAAAGAAAUCUUCUAAGAAAGUAGUUGCUAAGCCUGCUUCUUCUUCCAGUAGUGAUGAAAGUGAUGAUUCUGAUGAUUCAGAACCUGUUAAAGUUAAAAAGGUUAAAAAUUGA
This is a messenger RNA of Tetrahymena thermophila SB210, 798 nucleotides long. RefSeq names its product high mobility group (HMG) box protein. The record is from RefSeq and is a predicted model, not a curated record. Gene Ontology annotation, biological process: regulation of gene expression. The transcript has a single exon. Lineage: Eukaryota; Ciliophora; Oligohymenophorea; Hymenostomatida; Tetrahymenidae. Gene Ontology annotation, cellular component: nucleus.